This is a messenger RNA of Hibiscus syriacus, 1124 nucleotides long. RefSeq lists its product as uncharacterized. The record is from RefSeq and is a predicted model, not a curated record. Bases 210 to 938 code for a protein of 242 amino acids. Gene Ontology annotation, molecular function: zinc ion binding. The transcript is spliced from 5 exons. Lineage: Eukaryota; Viridiplantae; Streptophyta; Magnoliopsida; Malvales; Malvaceae.
AGAAAAGAUACAGCAGCUCUUUAAAUAAUCCCCAUCCCCACUCUCUUUCCCUCGUUAGUUCAUUGGUAACUGCAAGACAGGAAGCAGCAGUUUGCUAGGCGCCGUUUCUCUUUUCUUGAGCUCUCACCUUCUCUCUCUCUUUUACAAUGAUGUUCAUAAGCUUUUAAACAAGGAUUUUCUUCUAAGUUCAAUCUGGGAAAUUAAUUACCAUGUUGUUUUCUUCGCAAGUACCUCGGUGGCUUCAAGUUCUUCUUACUGAGAAAUUCUUCAACGCCUGUAUAAUGCACGAAGAAGCCAAGAAAAACGAGAAGAACAUCUUCUGCUUGGAUUGUUGUAUCAGUUUAUGCCCUCACUGCUUCGACCCCCACAGCUCACACAGGCUCUUACAGAUAAGACGAUAUGUGUACCAUGAUGUUAUAAGGUUGGAUGAUGCAACGAAAUUAAUGGACUGUUCCUUGGUUCAAUCAUAUAUUACAAAUAGUUCAAAGGUGAUCUUUAUAAACCAAAGGCCACAGACGAGGCAGUUCCGAGGCUCAGGCAAUUUCUGCACCAUCUGCGACAGAAGCCUGCAAGACCCUUAUCUCUUUUGUUCUCUCUCCUGCAAGGUAAAUUAUUUGUUGAGAACAGAAGAUGGGCUGUCCGAGUUCCUGUUCGAGUGCAAUUAUUUGCCUUUAUCCGACUCUGGUUUGGAUGAUCGUUUGGUUACCCCGGACUCGGUCCUUGAGCCGUCUUGUUCGACCAAAACGUCGUCUGGGUCUGGCGGGUACGAUGAAGUGUGGUGUCCAGCGCUUGCUUCCACCGCUAUGACGUCGGAGAUCGUUAGGAAGAAAAGGACCAGCUUAACGGCGUGUCGUCCGACAUGUCCGCCGGUAUUAGAAGUUUCGGAGUGCCUGAUGAACCGGAGAAAGAAAACACCACAACGAGCUCCACUGUAUUGAAAGAUGUUAUUCGUGCGGGGAAAUAUAGGGAGGAGAGCUAAGAAGGGGCGGGGGAUUAGGACAUUAUUGGUAUUUUGGACAAUUUCCAGACUCAAUCCCUCCAAUUUUGUUUAUGUAUUAAACUCUCCCCUCACAUAGCAAAUUGUUAUUUUUUUUCUUUUUCCAUAUAUAUUCAUAGCGAGUAAU